This is a messenger RNA of Funneliformis geosporum, 218 nucleotides long. NCBI's taxonomy places the organism in Eukaryota, Fungi, Glomeromycota, Glomeromycetes, Glomerales, Glomeraceae. The record is from the annotation of a GenBank genome assembly.
AUGUUCAAUAUUUGUCACAGACACAUAUCUGAAGACCAAAUUCCUAAAGAUAACGUUCAAAUAAUGAGGAAAUAUAUUUUUUCAAGGAAUCUUACCGUUCACCUUAAAGAAACGAUUUCACGAAGGAAAAAGAAAUAUUAUGAAUUUGGAUGGGAUCAAGAUGAUUUAUUAACGGAACUAGUCCCAUUAUCUUAUACCCCACGUAGAAAGUUUGAAGA